This is a messenger RNA of Marchantia polymorpha subsp. ruderalis, 1197 nucleotides long. The record is from the annotation of a GenBank genome assembly. Lineage: Eukaryota; Viridiplantae; Streptophyta; Marchantiopsida; Marchantiales; Marchantiaceae.
GCCAGGCGCCUCGGAGACCUUUUGUUCAGGUCGUGCAUUAGAGCCCGUCAGCUCGGCAUUGUCCCCAAGCCUGUGCAGUAGCUGUCGAUCGAUUUCUCGAGGAGCUCCAAUUUCUUCGAUUCAGGCUCAUACGCACGCAGCAAUGGCGCAGACCGUGUGCAUGGCUGGUAUCAGCGGCGUCAAGCUGGAGGGCUUGGCCGCCCAGGGAGCCGUUAAUUCGCGCGUUCUCAAUGGAACCGCCAGCAGCGUCUGCGUGCGCCCAGGGAGGAUGAACGUUGUCGCCCUCAGUUCCCAGGACGAGACCUCGAGCAGGAGGUCUCUGCUCGGUUUGAUCGCCACCUCCGUCGCCGCAGGUGUCUUCGUCAGCGACGCCCACGCCGUCUCUACGAUCAAGUUGAACCCACCCCCACCUCCCAGCGGUGGUCUUGGCGGAACCAAGAAUGCCGAUCAGGCUAGGGACACCGAUCUUCCCCUGAAGGACAGAUUCUUCAUCCAGAAAAUCUCCGACGGUGAGGCCCUCGAGCGCCUUAAAGUCGCUGCCAAGGCUGUCUCUGCCACCAAGGCCGAUAUCGAGAGGAAGGCCUGGCCAUACGUUCAAAAUGGACUCCGUGGAGAGGCCCAGACUUUGUUCCCCGACAUGGACCAACUGAUCGCCUCCAAGAAGACCAGGGAAGAGAGGAAGGCACUCAUUGGAUUGAAGACCAGCAUCAAGGAUGCUCUCGAUGGAUUGGACUACGCAUGCAGGACAAAGAACCUCGCCAACGCACAGAAGUACUAUGAUCAGGCAGUCAGUGGCAUCAGCGAAAUCAUCCCCAAGCUCGGUUGAUUUUGAACUGUGUAACAUGUUGUGAAAAAUACCACGACCAAAGCGUCACCUGUAAGUUUAUUAUCCAAUUCUUUUGUUCUGGAAACGUGAGUCGUCCGGUUAGUCUGGAAAUUGAGGCGUUGUUGCCAUGCAUUUGUACGACAAUGAUGCCAAUGAUGUAUUUGAAUGUGUAAAUCCGUCGAUAAUACAAAAUUGCCCUUUUCAAACACACGACUUCCUAGCGUUAUGUCCAUUACCAAAACAUUGAUUUGGUAACGGCCAUUACGAUUUACGUCGUUGAAAGUCACAUUGAUGAAUUGACUCAUUGUGGAUGAUAUCCUGCGCACCUGAUCUUCAUGAUGACCAUACGAACGAGGAAGUGGUAGGCAGGA